Messenger RNA from Paraglomus occultum, 190 nucleotides. Lineage: Eukaryota; Fungi; Glomeromycota; Glomeromycetes; Paraglomerales; Paraglomeraceae. The record is from the annotation of a GenBank genome assembly.
AUGUCUGUUUCUCUGGAUAGAACCGUUUUUACAGAAAUUUCUCGACUCCACCUCACUAUUGAGGAAAAGACCGCCCUGCGGUCGUUUUUCAGCAAUUGCAACGAUAAAAGGGAGGUAGCGCAAGAAGUGCUUAAAGAUUGCCCUACGGACGACGAGAAAGUCGCUUAUCUCAAGACUUUCUUGACUCCCG